Molecule: messenger RNA, 3330 nt
Organism: Glycine soja
Lineage: Eukaryota; Viridiplantae; Streptophyta; Magnoliopsida; Fabales; Fabaceae
Product: inactive protein kinase SELMODRAFT_444075-like
Exons: 11
Coding region: 771-3023 (750 amino acids)
Biological process (GO): protein phosphorylation
Molecular function (GO): protein kinase activity; ATP binding
Source: RefSeq, a predicted model, not a curated record
GGUUUCUCUUUCAGGGUUGGCUUAUCUGUUGCUAAAGCCUCCAACUUUUUUUUUUUUUUUCAUUUUUUGUGUUUCUUUGUUCUUGCCCCAUUUUCAUAUUUUAAUGGGGGAAGAGGUGUUUUGAUUGAAGUUGGUUAGCUCAGGCGUGUUUUCGCUGGAAAUCAAAUUUUUAAGAUAAUCUGAAGACAAUAAUUGGUAAAAAGUGAGGGUGAACUUUGAAGGAGGUCUCAAGUCAUAUUUAUGUGUCUAUGAGGUUCAGGGGAGUUAGGAUUGUUUUUAUUUUUUUUUUCCUGUUGAAGUAGGAAGGACAAGAUACUAUUUAUGCAGAGGAAUCUUUUGUGGAGGCUUCCAUCUAAGUGUUUUCGAUAGUAGAGCCAAAUAGUUGGAUCCAAAUCACACACAACCCCUUUACCUUUUUUGAAGCAGCUUCUUUUCGACUAUUCUGACUUGGUAGUAGGUGAUUUGAAAGUACAAAAAGCACAACAGCUAGUAGUGUAGUGGAGUCAAGGGUCUUCCUUUCAAAUUUCUCAUCAAUGAGCAAGUAAAGCAGGGUGCUAUGCUAUGCUAUCUUUCACUGCUUUGAAUCUUGUUGAGUUUUAGAAAGCUUGAAUUGCAUUUUUGCAUUUUGAACUUGGGGCUGCUGCAUCAACCUCGUCUUGCUGCUUUCUGAUCCCCAAAAGGGAAUUGGCAACACAUAUGCUUUGGAUGGUUGUUGAGAGUUCAACCUUUUGAGCAAGGUAGUUUUUGAGGCAUUAUUAUUAUUGGUGCCGAUGAGUCAAGAGCAACAGAAGCGGGGGAAGCAAGAGAAAGGUUCUGAUGGCGUUGAGAAGGUUAUUGUUGCCGUUAAGGCAUCAAAGGAAAUUCCAAAGACUGCUCUUGUUUGGUCUCUCAGUCAUGUUGUUCAACCUGGGGAUUGCAUUACACUACUAGUGGUUGUGCCUUCACAAAGUUCAGGCAGAAGAUUAUGGGGUUUUCCGAGAUUUGCUGGUGAUUGUGCCAGUGGUAUUAAGAAGUACCCUCCAGGAACAAUAUCAGAGCAGAAGAGUGACAUCACUGAUUCUUGCUCUCAGAUGAUCCUACAGCUUCAUAAUGUCUAUGAUCCAAACAAGAUAAAUGUCAGGAUUAAAAUUGUAUCCGGAUCACCUUGUGGAGCAGUGGCUGCCGAAGCCAAGAAAGCACAAGCCAAUUGGGUUGUAUUAGACAAACAGCUUAAACAUGAGGAAAAGCGAUGCAUGGAAGAACUGCAGUGUAACAUUGUAGUUAUGAAGCGUUCUCAGCCUAAAGUACUGCGCUUGAAUUUGAUUGGACCACAGAAGAAGGAAGUUGAAGAAGCAGGUCCAUCACCUUCUGAGCAAGAUGACAUGCCUGAAAACCGAACCAAAAUAAAGCUGGAUUCCUUAAAUUCUAUCAAAGGACCAGCUGUAACUCCAACUAGCAGCCCUGAGCUAGGGACACCAUUCACUGCAACUGAAGCUGGUACUUCAUCAGUUUCAAGCUCUGAUCCAGGAACUUCACCAUUCUUCAUAUCAGAGAUGAAUGGUGAGUUCAAAAAAGAGGAAACUAUCAAGGAAAGUCAAGAACUUGUUGAUACUAAUUCAGACACAGAAAGUGAAAGUCUAUCCACAUCUUCAGCAAGCAUGAGAUACCAGCCAUGGAUAACAGAAUUGCUUUUACAUCAACCAUCAACACAAUGCAAUGAAGAGAGAUCAGAGAUGUCUCACGGUAUGCCUCAAGCAUCAACAACCAGAGCUUUCCUAGAAAAGUAUUCUAGGCUUGAUAGAGGAGCUGGAUUUGAAAUCUCAACCUAUAGAAAUGACAUGGAUUUCAGUGGGAAUUUAAGAGAAGCAAUAGCAUUAUCUGGAAACGCCCCACCUGGUCCCCCUCCAUUAUGUUCAAUAUGUCAACACAAGGCACCUGUUUUUGGAAAACCUCCAAGGUGGUUCAGCUAUGCUGAGUUGGAACUUGCUACUGGCGGAUUUUCACAGGCCAACUUCUUGGCAGAAGGAGGGUUUGGAUCUGUUCACCGAGGGGUUCUACCAGAAGGACAAGUCAUUGCUGUCAAGCAACAUAAAUUGGCUAGUUCUCAAGGUGAUCUUGAAUUUUGCUCAGAGGUGGAAGUCUUGAGCUGUGCUCAGCACCGCAAUGUUGUUAUGCUCAUUGGGUUCUGUAUAGAGGAUAAAAGAAGGCUACUGGUUUAUGAGUACAUAUGCAAUGGAUCAUUGGAUUCACAUUUAUAUGGGCGACAACGGGAUCCAUUAGAAUGGUCUGCACGGCAAAAAAUUGCUGUUGGAGCUGCUCGUGGUUUACGAUAUCUUCAUGAAGAGUGCAGAGUAGGUUGUAUUAUCCACCGUGACAUGAGGCCAAACAAUAUUCUCAUAACUCAUGAUUUUGAACCUCUGGUUGGCGAUUUUGGUCUGGCGAGGUGGCAGCCUGAUGGGGACACAGGUGUCGAAACUAGAGUGAUUGGAACAUUUGGGUAUUUGGCUCCUGAAUAUGCUCAAAGUGGCCAAAUCACUGAAAAAGCUGAUGUUUAUUCCUUUGGGGUGGUAUUAGUGGAGCUUGUUACUGGGAGAAAAGCUGUGGAUCUCACUAGGCCAAAGGGGCAGCAAUGCCUUACUGAGUGGGCACGACCACUUUUGGAAGAAGAUGCCAUUGAGGAACUGAUUGAUCCAAGGCUUGGUAACCACUAUUCAGAACACGAGGUCUAUUGUAUGCUGCAUGCUGCAUCAUUAUGCAUACAGCGAGAUCCUCAAUGUAGACCACGCAUGUCACAGGUUCUCCGAAUACUAGAAGGUGACAUGGUGAUGGACUCAAAUUACAUCUCAACUCCAGGUUAUGAUGCAGGAAACCGGAGUGGUAGACUUUGGUCAGAGCCGUUACAAAGGCAGCACCAUUAUAGUGGUCCCCUUUUAGAAGAGUCUCUGGAGUCCUUCAGUGGAAAGCUAUCCCUUGACAAGUACAAGCCUUCCUAUUGGGGAGAUAGGGACAAGGCUAGAAGGGCUUCAUGUGUAGAUGACAUCUGAAGUGAUUAAUGAUGAAAAGUUGCAUUCUUGUUAUGCUAAAUAUAAAAUAUGUUUGUUACCCACCUAUUAUUUUGUUGUUUCUUAUUUCUUCUUUUUGUUCAAUGGGAUCUGAUUUUGCAUCUGUAUAGCAGAGUGAAAGUAGGAUAGGUAAGUAUAGAAAACCUUUUGAAAAAUUUCAGGAAAUCAUGUAAACUAGUGCCUAAAUGACCUUGGCAGACUUUAAGUGCUGUCUAUGGUCUUCACUCUCUCUCCUUGAUCAAUUACAUGGUCCAAGACUAUCAUGAUUCUGACCCAUUUUCACUUAACA